Gasterosteus aculeatus aculeatus (three-spined stickleback) is the source of this 745-nucleotide messenger RNA. RefSeq names its product Sjogren syndrome nuclear autoantigen 1 (gene ssna1). Lineage: Eukaryota; Metazoa; Chordata; Actinopteri; Perciformes; Gasterosteidae. The record is from RefSeq and is a predicted model, not a curated record. Gene Ontology annotation, biological process: axon extension. Gene Ontology annotation, cellular component: centrosome; axon; ciliary basal body.
CGUAGAUGCGCACCGCUUCCGGUAAUAUAUUUGGUUCAGUUGUCCCGGGAAACCCGCCUUUUACGGGUCCUUCGUUCAAAACACUUUUUCUUGCGGAAGGCAGUUGUAAAUUUUAAUAUAUUAUCGACUCAGCCCUGGCGCCCUUAUUUGAUAGAUAAAAAGUAACGUAAAGUUAAAUGAAUUAACGUCAGCUGGCUUAAGGAGUGGAGGAGUAGCCGCGGUUAAAGCUUAGCCUCGGAGUUAUUUAAAAUCCAACAUGACCCAGCAAGCUGCUGCUCUGCAGACCUACAACAAUGAACUUGUCAAGUGUAUCGAGGACCUGUGCUCCAAGCGGGAGGAGUUGAACCGUCAGAUCAAGCUGGAGGAAGAGGAGAAGGAGCGGCUGCAGCACGACAUCCGCGUCCUCUCGGAGAAGCUGAGCCGGGUCAACGAGAGUCUGGCACAACGACUCGUCGCCCGCACCACGUUCGACCGCACCAUCGCAGAGACCGAGGCUGCGUACACCAAGAUUUUGGAGAGUUCCCAGUCUCUUCUGAGCGUUCUGAAACAGGAGGCGGGAAACCUCAGUAAAGCCACAGAGCCCCGGAGGAAGGAUCGCUGAUGGCAACUCUCCUUUUGACCACAACACCUGACGCUGCACUUUUAACUUAGUUUAUGCUGAAAACUAAAAACACUUUGGGCCGAUUUGAAAUACGUUGGAUUUAUUGUAAGGUUCUUAAUCUAAUAAAUGUGUUUAUCACUCCCA